AUGACUAGCGUGCUGGCAGCUGCGAACCGCGACACAACAGCAUGCCGAGAUAACGACCGAAAAGCAGAGCGCAAAAAAACCCAGAACCGGAUUGCGCAGAGAAAUUACCGUAUCAACCAGAAGAAAAAAAUGCGAGCACUCGAGGCAGCCGUGAGCCGAACGACGAUGAGCUGGAACCUAGAAGAGACUGCAGCGCAACCACUGCUCGCAGGCCUUGGUAGCUCCCCAUUGCCAUUGACAACACUACCUCUAGCCGCCCUGGCAGCUGCGAUAGAAGAGAAAGAUUCCGGGCCCAUCUUGGCUCCUCCCGAUAGCUUGCUAGAUGUCUACACAUGGACCAACGACACAGACUCGUCUAUUCAGCACGAGCUGGAAGGUGCAGCACACCAGCCUUCCCUAACUCAGACGCCGCUUCACGUUGCCCUGAGAGCCCAAAACGAGCCUAUUGUCAGACUGUUGAUGGAGAAAGGCGCUGAUCUGACCAAGACAGACGAUGAUGGGCUAACCGCCCUUCACAUCGCGGCGCAGUGCUGCAAAGCUCCUUUGCUACAACUAAUUAUAUGCAAUCUCACUGACAUGAACACGCAAGACGCCAAUGGCCAAACAGCACUGUUCUACGCGGUGAAGGCGGGAAGCGAGGAUAAAGUCAGAUUACUCGCGAGCUCACAUAUAGACAUGAACCUGAAGGAUGUUUGGGGUCGUACGGCACUUCAUCACGUAGCGGAGAGUGGCUCAAAGUCCAUGGCGGAACUAUUACUAGAGUGUGGCGCUCAUGUCGAUGGCUCCUAG
Messenger RNA from Akanthomyces muscarius, 789 nucleotides. RefSeq lists its product as uncharacterized. The record is from RefSeq and is a predicted model, not a curated record. The transcript is spliced from 2 exons. NCBI's taxonomy places the organism in Eukaryota, Fungi, Ascomycota, Sordariomycetes, Hypocreales, Cordycipitaceae. Bases 1 to 789 code for a protein of 262 amino acids. Gene Ontology annotation, molecular function: protein binding; DNA-binding transcription factor activity. Gene Ontology annotation, biological process: regulation of DNA-templated transcription.